AUGCUCAGGCUCCUAAUAAAGAGCCCUAUGAUGUCAAGACCUAAAGUGAUUGUUAUAGCAGGAACAACUGGAGUUGGGAAAUCUGACCUCUCAAUUCAGAUUGCAAGUAAAUUCAAUGGUGAGAUCAUCAAUUCUGAUUCAAUGCAGAUGUACACCGGCAUACCGAUAAUUACGAAUAAGCAUCCAAUAGAACAGAGAAUGGGGAUUAAGCACCACCUUAUGAAUCAUGUUCCAUGGAAUGAAGAGUACUAUAUUCACAGGUUUGAGAGAGAAUGUAUGGAAACCAUCGAAGAUAUCCAUAGUAGAGGGAAGAUACCUAUCGUCGUGGGAGGUACACAUUAUUACUUACAAACGCUUUUCAACAAAAGAGUUGAAAGUAAGGUACGACAACCUACCGAAUCGGAAAAGAGCAUAUUGGAUAGCAACAACCCAGACUUAAUUUAUAAUACUUUAAAGGAAGUCGACCUUUCGAUUGCAAACAAGUUCCACAUCAAUGAUACAAGAAGAGUGAAAAGGAUGCUAGAAAUAUAUUACACAACUGGCGAAAAACCUAGUGUGACAUUCCAACAACAGAACACCUCUUUAAAAUUCGAUACCUUAUUCUUCUGGAUUUAUAGCGAUCCAGCUGUUUUAGAUGUGAGACUUGAUAAUAGAGUUGACAAGAUGAUGAAGAUUGGAGCUAUGGAGGAAAUCAUGGAAUUGUAUGAAUACUACAAACAGCACAAUUAUGGGCAAGAACAAUGUGAAAAUGGGGUCUGGCAAGUGAUAGGAUUCAAAGAGUUUUUGCCGUGGUUAGAAGAAUCAAGCGAAUGUGAUCUCAAUGAAUGUGUUGAAAAGAUGAAAGUUCGAACUAGACAAUACGCAAAAAGGCAAGUGAAAUGGAUAAGAAAAAUGUUGAUACCAGAUGUUGACGGCAAAGUCUAUAUUUUAAAUGCAACAGACCUAUUAGAGUGGGAUGUGAGCGUUUCAGCUAGAGCUAAUGCAAUACUCUCAGAUUUCACAAAAGGCAAAGACAUUGAGGCUCCGUUAGCUCAGCCAGAUUUAGAAAAAUUGUUAGCAUACAAGUCAUCUAAUAGUCCAAAAAGCGAUAUGGAUUGGAAACAAUUUUCCUGCAGUUUAUGUAAAGAUAAAGAAGAUAAAAACCUAGUCGCAAUUGGUUCGCGUAAUUGGGAAAUUCACUUGAAAAGUAGGCGGCACAAAACUAACAUCAACAGGCAACAUAAAAAGAAGUCGUAUGAAAAAUGGCAAAAGAAGAAGCUGCUGGAAAUGGAUAGCAGCUCUAUCAACUCUCAUUAG
Molecule: messenger RNA, 1296 nt
Organism: Kluyveromyces lactis
Lineage: Eukaryota; Fungi; Ascomycota; Saccharomycetes; Saccharomycetales; Saccharomycetaceae
Gene: MOD5
Product: tRNA dimethylallyltransferase
Exons: 1
Coding region: 1-1296 (431 amino acids)
Biological process (GO): tRNA modification
Cellular component (GO): mitochondrion
Molecular function (GO): ATP binding; tRNA dimethylallyltransferase activity
Source: RefSeq, a predicted model, not a curated record